GCACUAGCACUGUGACUUGUCAUAACAUCAGAGAUAGGUGUGAUACUAACACAAUGUCUAGUCAUUUCAUGAGAGGAGAUGGUGUAAAAGUAACAGUACUAGCCAUGAUACUAGAAGCAUAGGGUGUGACCUUAGAAGGCAUAAACAUAACACCCUGGAUAGGAUGACAAUUUAGGGGUGUGCAGUUAGGGCGCACCGUCUUGAAGACACAUGACAGGUAGCCCAUGUAGACCUGUCGUGAUCAGGCUGCUGUUGGCUUUAUGGUAUCUGGAUGUUUACCGCUCUUCAGCUAUUAUAUUUUUGUGAUGAGACAAGCACCUGUUUCAUUAAAGUGACACAGCACGGGUCUCUACAACAAGUUCAAGUGAAAAAUGUCCGCUCUCUACGUUGUGACAGUUACAUAAGUCAAAUGUCGUUAUCUGGGCCACGUUGAGGUGGCGACCCUGAGGACACUUUACAAGGAGACUGCAGUUAUAUGUGAAGCAUCACAGUAUGUUAGAAUGAUAGUCUAACAAUGGAGGAAGAGGAAUCUGAGCCCCUGAUACACUCCCAUUCAAGGGAGGAGGUGCCAGGCGUAAGUGCGGCAUCACCAGAAUGUGCACAAGUAGAUAGACUGCAUGGAGGCACUCCUAACUCUGUAGCUAACCCUGAGGUUAUAGGGCAUGUACAGGUCACAGGCCAGCCAACGGCUGGUUUCAGCUUCAAGAAACUAUGGGCCUUCACAGGGCCAGGCUUCUUGAUGAGCAUUGCUUAUCUGGAUCCGGGGAAUAUCGAGUCAGACUUGCAGUCAGGAGCCAUUGCGAAGUACAAGCUGCUGUGGGUGUUGAUGUGGUCGACAGUGAUGGGGUUGGUGCUGCAGCUGCUGGCGGCCAGAUUAGGAUGUGUGACAGGAAUGCACUUGGCAGAGGUUUGUCGACAAGAAUACCCUAAAGCUCCUCGUAUUGUUUUGUGGAUGAUGACAGAGCUGGCCAUCAUAGGAAGUGAUAUUCAGGAGGUCAUUGGAUCUGCCAUUGCCAUCAACCUUUUGUCCAAUCACAUAAUCCCCAUCUGGGCAGGUGUGUUGAUCACUGGUGUAGACACCUUCACCUUCCUGUUCCUGGAGAACGCUGGGCUCCGCAAGCUGGAGGCACUGUUUGGAGCUUUCAUCACAACCAUGGCUGCUGCCUUCCUGUAUAUGUACAUCAAGAUCAAGCCAGACCAACUCGCCAUCCUGCAGGGUCUCUGGUUCCCAUGGUGCCAAGACUGUGACAAGAAUGCCAUCCAACAGCUGGUGGGGAUUGUUGGUGCCGUCAUCAUGCCACACAACAUCUACCUGCACAGCGCUCUAGUACUGUCCCGAAGUAUAGAUCGAAGCAACAGAAACAGUGUGAAAGAGGCCAACAUGUAUUAUGCUAUUGAAUCAGCCAUUGCUCUGUUUGUGUCCUUCCUCAUCAACCUGUUUGUGGUGGCAGUGUUUGCAGCAGCCUUCUCCGACCCCAAGUAUGCUGCCAAUCCCAGUCUACGCAAAGCUGGCGACUGGAUCGCUGAGAACUAUGGGCUUGGUAUGAAGAUAAUCUGGGGUAUUGGGGUGUUAGCUGCAGGCCAGAGCUCCACCAUGACCGGUACAUAUGCUGGGCAGUUUGUGAUGGAGGGAUUUUUGGGCAUUCGUUGGGCAAAAUGGAAGCGAGUGUUGGUGACUCGUUCCAUAGCGAUGGUGCCCACGAUUGCCGUAGCCUUGCUGGCCACGACCGAGCUGGACCAACUCAACAGCUGGCUCAACGUCCUGCAGAGUGUACAACUGCCAUUUGCACUAUUACCCAUACUGCACUUCACCAGCAGCACUAGGAUUAUGAGAAGUUUCAAGAAUGGGAGAGUGCUGCAAAUGGUUGUGUGGAUACUGGCGUUGUUAGUGAUGGGCAUUAACCUGUAUCUCAUCUACUUGUUUGUGGGCACUGGCCAGGACUGGUACAUCUAUAUUGUGAUUGCACUAGCAAUCCUGGUGUAUUUGACGUACGUCCUGUAUUUGGCAUUAGGAUUACGAUUAUAUUCAAAGCUGAAAAUGAUGUUGAUGUCCAAAUUAGGUUUAAGUACAGAGGCAUGUAUGAACGAGCACCUGCAGCGGGAGAGUCUCCAUUAUCCAAUCAGAAGCCUCAAUGAAGACACAGAUUACACGAUGGGUGAUGAAGUGACCAAUGAGAAUGAUCCUUCAAAGGAGGGUGGAGUCCGAUCCUACGGUUAUGGCUCUUUGUGAUAACUAUCAACUCAGAUGAAGUUUGUUUGCAACCAUUUAGAGAAUUUACAGAAAGCAUAUAUCUUUACAAUUGUUUAUAGGUUGCUUUAGUGUCGUUUUGUUUGUUUGUUUUUAUACAAAUGUGAAUAUCUCAAUUUAAUAUCAAGGUUUCAAAAAUGUUGUUUUCAGGUAACCACCUGUGCAAAGAUAAAUGAAAUGUAACUUUGGUAAACAACUAGACACAAGGAAAAAAGCUGUUGUCUCUUGGUCUUGUGAAGAUCCGUGUUGGAAUUGGUCUUCAGCACCCCAACUCAGGCAACUAGCAGGAUUGGGUGGUCAGGCUUGCUGACUUGGUUCAUGCAUGUCCUCGUAUCCCAAAUGCCUUGAUCAAUACUCACAAUGUCAAACACUGGAUUGUCUGGUCCAGACUCAAUUAUUUACAGAAAACAGUCAUAUAGCUGGAAUAUUGCUGAUUGUAGGAUUUGACAACAAAUGAAAAAAAUAUUUUGUCCAUCUCAGUUUUUUUCAUUCAUAUUUGCUGGUAUGUAUUAUUGUGUAUAGUGUAUCAUAAAACUUUAUCGUAUAAUAGUUAGAUCCUUUCCUUCUGUUAAUGCUGCCACCACAACAAAACGAACACUGAAGCAAUAUUAUUAAGCAAUAUGACACAAUUUGUCCACUGGUCCAUAGAAAAUAGCCCAGACAAUAGUGUAAUGUACCAGGAGAUUUGUCUAAUGCUGAAUGUUUUGAUAAUCUGUAUGUAAAUACUGUCUUCAAAUAUUGGAAAACGAAGUUUGAUAUUUCAAUAAGAGUUAUAUCACAAGUUAAAUAUUUUAUUGGUGGUUUUGUGAUCUGCAUGAAAUUACAAAGCUGUAUCUGACGAGGAUGCCCGCUCCCUGUUGAUGUAAUAGUGAAAUCAGAUUGUGGCUGAUUUUACUGUUAUCCUAAAUCCAUGCUUGUACAUAAUAAAAAACAAUCAGGCAGCCCCAACCUAAUAACAGUAAUGAGUCCACCUUUAAGAGUGGUGGUGUCUUUCCCUCCCUCUCCCCACCCCGUGAUAUUGUUGGAAUAUUGCAAAAGUGACACUAUACCAUACUCAAUCUCUCACUUAGAGCAGCAUUUAUUCUCUCAUUUUGUUUUACAUUAACUUUUAACCUUGUAUUUGUAAAUAUUUAUUAACAGAUUUCUCAACUGUCUUAAAACGCACAGUUAUUAGUGUUUCAUAUGCAUUAGUGAUGGAAUUUGUUCCAUGGACUUUUACUAAUCAUGCAGACAGCUAGUAUCUGCAGAUGCAUCAUUAGGGCUGAAGGGACUGUUGCCAGCACGGUUAUUACUGACAUAUGUUUGUAUACAAAAAUAGACCAAUCAGAGUACAGAACACUGUCCUGGGAUUUGUCCAUUCCACAUAGUGCAGUGGGCUUAACCAGUUCCUUGACCCUUAACAUAGAACAUUUUCUUCAGUUUCUGAAUCAGUACAAUCAUACCAUUGUAUAAUAUGCAUUCUAACUAAGGGGCGGUAUGGUAGUCUUGUGGUUAAAGCAUUCACUCAUGCUGCAUGCUAUUUUAGGACCUGGGAUUCUCGAUUCCCUUAAAAAUAAGUUGGAAACACAUGGGUACAAUGUGUGAAGCCCAUUGCUGAAAUAUUGCUAAAAGCGGUGAAAGACUAAACUCACUCACUCUAGCUAUAUAGAAAACUAGCACACAUAGUGAAAUACAUACAACACGCAUACUUUGCAAGAUAUAGAUCAUGAUCCAGCAUGCAGUCGAAAUCAGCUGAACAAGAACGACUUCUAACACGGUUUCAGUUUCCAGUUUGGGAAAACGGAUUUGUCCACCUUGUAACAUACAAGGUUCCAAUUCUAGGGUACAUGUCUGUGUACUGAAUUGUGUACAUAAUCUACUAUUUUUUUGUGUAAUUGUUAUAGCUUAGAAAUAAUUCAAAAUAUAUUUAGAAGGUAUAAUGUGAUAGUUGUUUAUCAUGACUGUGAUUUCUGAAAACUGUAAACAUCAGAAUUAUGUAACUGAGUUUUGCUCAAGUUUAGUUUGUUUAAUAUCAGUAGAGUAAAUGACUGGAUGUGUUCCCAGUUCCAACUGUGAUAUUUCUUCUAGUGAUCAGUCAACAUGUGAUAUGAAACUACAUUCCCUAUACAUCUGUAAUCAAUAGUUACUGUAAAACAGAGUUUAGAUUAUAUGUUAGUAUGGAGCUGUGAUGUCUGUUCUAAUCUGUUAUUCUUUCCUUUAAAUCUAUAUUUGGCAAAACACAAAAUAUAUUGUGUCUGUAUUAGGGCUGGCUAAAAAGAUUGAUCAUCGGAAAUAUCGUCAAUGGGAAAAAUUAUUCAUGAUUAGCAAUAUGAAAACUAUGUCCGCAAUAAUAGUGUACAUACUAAUAUAUGAAAUGACUUUUUAAUUUGUUCAGACAAUGCUCAAAGUUUAUUCAUGGGCUGCUUCUAAAUUAUAUUCAGGGUGUUGUUUUCUUAGUCAUCCAAACAUAAUUAUGUCACAACUCACCAGUAAUGUGAAUUAUAUUGAUUUUUUUUCAGAUUUGUUUUGGCACUUUUGCUCCCAGUUACUAGAUUCUACACUGAUAUUUACCGAUGAUUGAUCGAGAUUUAACGAUUAUGUUUACACAUACACAUGUUAAACACAGGAGUUCAACGUUUUUAGAAAUAUUUUGGGAGUUUGUGGGAUAAUGUCUUUAAACUUAAAGGAUUAAUUUUUACCCAACAUCAAAUUGUUUAACUGGUCUCUUAACUGAGAUAUGAUUGUAAAAACAUUCAGAGCUACAGAUAACUUUUUGGGUCAUUGAGAUGUGUACU
Messenger RNA from Haliotis rubra (blacklip abalone), 5022 nucleotides. Its product is annotated as metal transporter Nramp4-like. The record is from RefSeq and is a predicted model, not a curated record. Gene Ontology annotation, cellular component: membrane. NCBI's taxonomy places the organism in Eukaryota, Metazoa, Mollusca, Gastropoda, Lepetellida, Haliotidae. Gene Ontology annotation, biological process: metal ion transport. Gene Ontology annotation, molecular function: cadmium ion transmembrane transporter activity; manganese ion transmembrane transporter activity; iron ion transmembrane transporter activity. The transcript is spliced from 16 exons. Bases 515 to 2230 code for a protein of 571 amino acids.